AUGACUUAUACUAAAAUGUACAGAUUGAUUCAAGUUUUGCUUUUUAUGUCCUUAUAUUUAAUGCAAAUAUCUAACGGUUCCAAAGCCGAAUUUGUAACUUGCGGUACAAUUUUAAAACUAAUAAACACUGACUUGAAGUUGCGGCUUCACUCUCAUGAUGUUAAAUACGGUUCAGGUUCUGGACAGCAAUCCGUAACUGCUGUUGACGUAUCCGACGAUAACAAUAGUCAUUGGCUAGUGAGGCCAGCCAUGGGGGAGACUUGCAAACGAGGAGCACCUAUAAAAUGUAAUACAAACAUUCGAAUACAGCAUGUAGGAACCAAAAAGAAUCUACACUCCCAUUACUUCUCAUCGCCACUAUCGGGAAACCAAGAAGUAUCAUGUUAUGGUGACGAGGAUGGUGAAGGAGACAGUGGUGACAAUUGGACCGUUGUUUGUAAUAACGAUUACUGGAGAAGAGACACGCCUGUAAAGUUGAGGCAUGUUGAUACUGCAGCAUACCUUGCUGGAUCAGGGAGAACAUUUGGCCGGCCGAUUAAUGGUCAAGGAGAAAUUGUAGGUGUCAGCUCACAAUAUGGUACAUACACAGACUGGCAGGCAAAGGAAGGACUAUUUAUUCACCCGGGUGAACUGUUACCCCACCAGCAUGCUAUUCAUACAGAAUUGUAA
Messenger RNA from Parnassius apollo (apollo), 669 nucleotides. Lineage: Eukaryota; Metazoa; Arthropoda; Insecta; Lepidoptera; Papilionidae. The record is from the annotation of a GenBank genome assembly.